GUCGGCUUCGGGCUGCGUGAAGAGACGGCAUGAACCAUGCAAGAUUUGCCCACCUCGCUGACCUCCUCCAUUGCUGCAUCGCCAACCGGUCCCACCUCCACGGCAGAGCCGCCCACGCCCGCAUCCUCUCCGCCGGCCUCUCCGCCGACACCUUCCUCUCCAACCGCCUCAUCGAGCUCUACGCACGGUGCCAUAGCAUUGGCUACGCCGUCAACGUCUUCCGCUCCAUCCCUUGCCCGAAUGUCUUUUCCUGGAAUGCUAUUGUGUCCGCUUGCUCCAAGUCCGGGGAUUUGGAGUUAGCCCAUCAGCUGUUUGUGCAAAUGCCUGACAAGAACGUCGUGUCCUGGAACACCAUGAUUGGCGCCUUGGCGCGCGGUGGGUCCGAGGAGGCAGCGUUGGACUUGUACUCUGUGAUGACUAGGGAAGGAUUCAUCCCGACCAAUUUCACCUUCGCCAGCGUCUUGAGCGCGUGUGGCAGCCUCAUGGCCCUGCAGGAUGGCCGCAGGUGCCACGGGAUUGCUGUGAAAAUUGGCCUCGAUGGGAAUCUAUUCGUGGAGAAUGCUUUGCUCGGGAUGUACGCAAAAUGUGGGAGCUCUGGUGAUGCAGUCAAAGUGUUCGACAGGAUAUCACAUCCAAAUGAGGUCUCGAUCACUGCGAUGAUGGGCUGUAUGAUGCAGAGUGGUUCCAUCGAGGAAGCCGUAAGAUUGUUUGAGAGGAUGCAUAGGAGCGGAAUUCUCAUCGAUCCAGUUGCUGUUUCCAGCGUGUUGUGUGCUUGUGCCAGAGCUGAAGGAGAUGAGCUUGGCAUUCCUCGACAUCAUGGGUUAGUGCUUGGCCAGUUGAUACAAGCUCUUGCAGUUAAGUACGGCUUUGAAUCUGAUCUUCAUGUGGGCAAUUCUCUGAUUGAUAUGUACGCCAAGUGUGGGAACACGGAUGAAGCUGAAUUGCUUUUCAAUACAUUGCCAAAUAUCAAUGUUGUUUCUUGGAAUGUUUUGAUAGCUGGAUAUGGUCAUAAAGGUGACAGCAUAAAGGCUAUAGCCAUGUUGAAAUUGAUGCAGCAACAUGGUUUCGAACCGGAUGAAGUCACUUACAUCAGUUUGCUAGCUGCGUGUGUGAAGACAGGUGACAUUGCGGCAGCACAUGAGAUGUUUGACAAGAUAGUGGAACCUAAUGUUAGGUCGUGGAAUGCUAUACUCUCUGGCUACUGCCAAGAGGAAAGCCAUGACAGAGCAGUCGAACUAUUUAGGAAGAUGCAGUUUCAGAAUGUGCUGCCCGAUCAAACUACUUUGGCCAUUAUUCUAAGUUCUUGUUCGGCUUUGGGUCUUCUGGACUUUGGGAAGCAAGCGCAUUCUGCCUCAAUAAGAGCCAUGCUUCAUGUUGAUGUGUUUGUUGCCAGUGGACUGGUGGAUAUGUACUCAAAAUGUGGGCAUAUCAAGGUGGCAAGGCUGGUCUUCGAUAGGAUGACAGAGAGGGAUGUUGUCAGUUGGAAUGCAAUGAUAACUGGCUUUGCACAUCAUUCUCAAAACAGAGAAGCUUUUGCUGUAUUCAAGCAGAUGCGUCAAGAUGGCAUGUUCCCCACCGAAUCCUCCUAUGCAAGCGUGAUAUGCUCAUGCGCUAGACUGUCGUCAUUGCCUCAGGGAAGACAGAUACAUGCCCAAACUGCUAAAGAUGGUUAUGAGUUCCGUGUUUAUGUCGGGAGUGCUUUGAUUGAUAUGUAUGCUAAAUGUGGUAAUGUAGAUGAAGCACGCAGGUUUUUCGAUACCAUGCCAACCAAGAAUGUUGUUUCAUGGAAUGAGAUGAUACAUGGAUAUGCCCAAAAUGGCUAUGGCAAGAGAGCUGUGGAACUCUUUGAACACAUGCUGAGAACAGAUGAGAAACCAAAUAGUGUGACCUUCAUAGCUGUUCUUGCUGCAUGUAGUCAUGCUGGGAUGGUUGACAAGGGAAUUAAAAUCCUCGAUACAAUGGAAAAGGACCAUGGAAUCCAGCCACUUGCUGUUCAUUACACUUGUGUGAUUGAUUCUCUUGGUCGUGCUGGUCGCCUUGUGGAAGCUGAAGCCUUAGUAGACAAGAUGCCAUGCGUAGAUGAUCCUGUCCUGUGGGAGGUAUUGCUUAGCGCAUGUGCUGUUCAUGGAAAUGCUACACUUGCGAAACGUGCCGCAGAGAAGCUUUUCCUGCUUGACCCCCUAAGCUCGGCUCCAUACGUUCUUCUGUCCAAUAUAUAUGCUUCCCUAGGUAGAUGGGAUGAUGCAUCUGCUGUUAGGGCAUUGAUGAAUGGUCGAGGGGUGGCGAAGGAUCGUGGUUACAGCUGGAUAGACAAUAAGAAUGGUGUUCGUGCAUUCAUGGUAGACGAUGAUCUAUGGAUGGUCAAUGCUGAGAAACAAGCAUCAGUUCAUGGUGCAAAUUGAUGUGAAACUGAAGUUUCUUACUGUGACUUCAGCAUUUAAACUGAAGUUGUAGUCUGCA
Musa acuminata AAA Group (dessert banana) is the source of this 2460-nucleotide messenger RNA. Its product is annotated as pentatricopeptide repeat-containing protein At4g20770-like. The coding region runs from base 30 to 2402 and encodes 790 amino acids. The record is from RefSeq and is a predicted model, not a curated record. Gene Ontology annotation, molecular function: protein binding. NCBI's taxonomy places the organism in Eukaryota, Viridiplantae, Streptophyta, Magnoliopsida, Zingiberales, Musaceae. The transcript has a single exon.